Molecule: messenger RNA, 1635 nt
Organism: Pseudogymnoascus destructans
Lineage: Eukaryota; Fungi; Ascomycota; Leotiomycetes; Thelebolales; Thelebolaceae
Exons: 2
Coding region: 190-1596 (468 amino acids)
Molecular function (GO): catalytic activity; pyridoxal phosphate binding; molybdenum ion binding
Source: RefSeq, a predicted model, not a curated record
GCGGAUUUCUCGGUGACUCAAAUUUCUCUUCGUUCAAUUCAAUGAUUUUCUAUUAUUUUCGUUUGUUCUUGUAACGUCAUUCUGAACUACUUGGGAACUGUGGAAAACAUACCACGCCAGGUCCGAGAACGGCCAAUCGAUCCAGCAAUACCCUGCCACCUGCUUGCAUAGCCUGAGCCUAGGGGCUCUAUGUCGAACAUGUCGUUCCUAAGUUUCCAUACCGAUACUCUCGAUGUCCUUAAUGUCGGCCGUUUCUUCAAUCUUCAAGAGUAUGAUGGCAGCUACUAUCGGCAAUUACACUCUACCGUAGCAGAUCUUCCAGUCGCAGCACUUUUUAUCACACUACUCUUGAUAUGUGCACCUCUGAUCAUCGCGCUGGGUGUCUAUGUAUCCAACGCCGCAAAGGCAAAGGAAGACCAGCCCAGAGGUUGCCGGAAGUUGGGAAUAAAGACCGCAAGCAACUUAUGUAACGAAUUUGACAAGAAAUUCGCCCUGGGAUGGCCACUCUCUACCAGCGAAGCUCCCACAAAGCGCUGGACUGUACAGAGCAUGUGGAUCUACCCCAUCAAGAGCUGCAGAGGCGUAGAACUCGAUCAUGCAGACAUCGUCACUACCGGCAUGGAAUACGAUCGCCAAUUCACUUUUGCCCAGCUGAAGAACCCUGCUCCGGCCGCCAAGACGGAGGAGAAGCAAACGGUACGGACGUGGGAGUUCAUCACCCAGCGCAAGUUCCCGAGGCUCGCUACGGUCAAGGUGGAGGUAUGGGUUCCUGAUCAGAUCAGUGCGGGUUAUGACCCUGACAGUGAUUAUGUCGAGGGAGGCGGCGCUGUUGUCAUACGCUUCCCCUACCAACAACCUGGAUGGAGAGGAAAGCUUGAAAGGCUGUCGGCGAGACUCAGCGGAUCAGUCCCAGAGAAGCAGUUCCGAGUCCCCUUUGACCCAACCCCUUCACAGGUGCAAAAAUCUAGGUAUAAAUACGAAAACGUCAUUAUCUGGAAAGACACCGUCAACGCCCUCAACCUUGAAGUGGACGUCCCCGCAGAGUUACAAGAAUAUCUUGGUGUCACCAACAAACUGAGCUUGAUCAGAGUCGACAACUCCACGCUGAGAGAAGUCUACAGAUGCGCCCCCAAGGCCGAAGACCUGGGCUACCAGCCCGUAAUGGGCUUUCAGGAUGCGUACCCUCUGCACAUCAUGAACCUCGCCAGUGUGCGAGAUCUUGAGGGGAAACUGCCCAAGGUCAAGGGCGUGCCUGGUUUAUCGGCGAAGCGAUUUCGUGCAAACAUCAUCGUUACUGGACCAGAACCGUACGAAGAAGAUACCUGGAAGAGAGUCCGGGUCGGAUCCUACGAAUUCGCCAUCUCCUGCCGGACGGCGCGAUGCAAGCUCCCAAACGUCGACCCAGUUUCAGGGGAAGUGCAUGCCUCUGAGCCAGAUCGCACGUUGCGUCGACUCAGGAAUGUGGAUGCAGGAGCUGGCAAAUACGUCGGCUGCCUUGGUAUGCAAGUUGUUCCGAUAAGUAAGGAGAGUGUAAUGGACGUUGGGGACGAGGUUGUCCCGCUGGAAUACGGAGAGCAUGUAUACAUAAACCAAUAACGUUAGCUUGAAUAAUGAUAGAAAAAUGUUAGAAUGAGA